Syngnathus typhle (broad-nosed pipefish) is the source of this 1512-nucleotide messenger RNA. It is a transcript of the gene kng1, whose product is annotated as kininogen 1. Gene Ontology annotation, molecular function: cysteine-type endopeptidase inhibitor activity. Gene Ontology annotation, biological process: negative regulation of endopeptidase activity; negative regulation of blood coagulation; positive regulation of cytosolic calcium ion concentration. Gene Ontology annotation, cellular component: extracellular region; blood microparticle. Lineage: Eukaryota; Metazoa; Chordata; Actinopteri; Syngnathiformes; Syngnathidae. The record is from RefSeq and is a predicted model, not a curated record. The coding region runs from base 195 to 1247 and encodes 350 amino acids. The transcript is spliced from 9 exons.
CCUCCUGUCCUGUGAGUUGAUCGGUGAGUCAUCAUCCUUCUCACAGCAACAUUUUCAGGAAAACUUGAUUCAGUCGUCCACUCCAGGGUGAAGAGUCCAAUCGUAUCGGCACCCCGUGUGAACCUCCUCCUAGGCCGAAUUGUUGGCUUUUGUCUCCCGUUUGCCUCAGAGUGGAGAAGUACCAAGUGAGCACAAUGAUGAGGAGUGGGGUGGCUCUGACUACGUUGCUUCUGGUGGGCUUUGUUUGCGGCCAGGACGUGCACCCUGACGCUCAGGUCUUCUGCGAUGACCCGUCCGUUGAGGCGGCCGUCACCAGCGCUUUACACACUUUCAACGACAGGUUGACCGCCAGCUACAAGUUGGCGCUGUAUCAGAUUUUGACGGCCACCAAGUCAGAGAACGGCUCGGAUUCUUUGUACUCGCUGCAGUUUUCCAGCAGGACGAGCGACUGUAUGGCGGGAAGUCCCAAACCGUACACAGAAUGCAACUAUCACCCUUUUGGGCGUCAAGAGCCGCUCCCAUGCAACGCCACAGUCCUAGUGACGGAGACGGAAAAGCACACCAAAGAAGUGCACUGUCUGCAGGAUGACCAUAUUGUGCCCGAAAGUGCGUCCUGUCUGGGUUGCCCGAUGGUAAUUGGCGAGAACUCGGAGGACAUUAAGGUUCCUCUGUCAGUUUCCAUCUCCAAGUUCAACUCCGACUCCAACUCCACACACCUGUUCAGUCUUGAUAGCGUCGGACAUGCAACCAGACAGGUGGUGGCAGGUUUCCGAUUCAAACUGGAAUUUGACAUGAGGAGGACCACCUGCGCCAAAGUUGAACACAGCGAACUCAGCGACUUGUGCGUGCACGAUGACGAGACGAUGGAAUUCUUUCACUGCCGUUCCACGGUGGAUGUGGCACCGUGGAGACAUGUGGCCCCUCAGGCCAAUAAUGAAUGCCAAGAAGGUCCUCUCCCACCUCGGCCCAUGAGCCGACGCCUGCCCCCCGGCUGGACUCCCUUUAGGGACGCUAUCCUAGAACAGACCCCCGUGGGUGGUGGAGGCAAAAAAGAAUCAUCGGAGGAGGACGCGACCGACGCGUCUCCGACCGCUGCGACGGCUGAAGGUCCAAACAACGACCCCUUCCACUGCCCGUCCAAGCCGUGGAAGACAUUCCUCCCCAUCCGCCCUGUCGCUCCCAACCCGGAUGGUACGUCUCCAGCUCCCACAAUCAGGCCUCUUCAUGACGAAGACCUUCUGGGGUGAACGCCUCAUUAAAUCAUAAUUUCCUUUUUCCUGCUUUUGGACAAUUCUGAAGAAAUAUUCCGAUGCCACAAAGAGCUAAGGAAACGUAGAAUCAGGAGAUGUUUUGAUUUCAAUUUAACAUGAGAGUAUCAGGCUAUUGCAUACAUUUAAAUGGUAAACAUUUUAUAAAACACAAGUGAAUACAGCACAUGUUAGAAUCGUGGCAUAAAGAUGUUAAGAUUGCCAAGUUGGCCAAUAUAGAGAAAUUAAAAGUCGUACGACCUUG